Truncatella angustata is the source of this 1851-nucleotide messenger RNA. RefSeq names its product multicopper oxidase. Bases 1 to 1851 code for a protein of 616 amino acids. Gene Ontology annotation, molecular function: oxidoreductase activity; copper ion binding. The transcript has 3 exons. The record is from RefSeq and is a predicted model, not a curated record. Lineage: Eukaryota; Fungi; Ascomycota; Sordariomycetes; Amphisphaeriales; Sporocadaceae.
AUGGGUCUCUUCAAUGUUGUCAAAGCCUGUAUUUCGGCAUCUCCUUUCUUGUUUUCGUUGACAUCCGCCUUCCCCUAUUCUCACAAGAAUUUCAACAAUACUCGACGUUUCGAUAUUGUUUUGACGUGGGAGAAAGGGGCUCCCGAUGGGUACGAACGUGAAAUGUUCAAAGUGAACGGCCAGUUCCCUGGACCGCUCUUGGAAAUUGAAGAAGGUGAUAAUGUUGAGAUUAUGGUGAAGAAUGACUCGCCUUACAACACAACUCUUCACUAUCAUGGCAUUGAGAUGUUAGAUACGCCAUGGUCAGACGGUGUACCAGGUUUGACUCAAAACCAUAUCCAGCCAGGCUGUGGUUUCUUAUACAAGUGGAGAGCUACACAACACGGGACAUUCUUUUACCACUCUCACUCAGACAGUCAAAUCAAUGAUGGGCUUUACGGACCCAUCGUGAUUCAUCCUAAAGCCGGAACAGUCACUCCAUAUAGUCUAAUUACCCAGGAUCCCGCAUCACUUCACGCCAUCAAGGAGGCCGAGAAGCAUCGUAUUCCAAUGCUUCUCUCUGAUUGGCGACACAUUAUCUCGGAUCUUGAGUGGGAUAUCUCCAAGGAAUCGCGCAUCGAGCAUAUAUGCUUCGAUUCCAUAAUUGUAAAUGGAAAGGGCAACGUCAAUUGCCUCACACCGGAACAGAUGGCACCUUUGACCAUACCUGCUCAAGCUGGAUUGCUGUCGCUCGUCAACGGUUCAACCUUGACGGACAAAGCCUGUUUGCCACCUCGAGUUUUGGCUGCUAUCGCGCCACCAGGCUCUCAAGCGCCUAAUCUGGACGUCAUUCCUCACGACCUUUUCUACGAGUGUACUCCCACAAAUGCACCGGCCGACGUCGUUCAUAUCAUGAAAAAGAAAUGUGAUGCCGAGAAAUGGGUGAUGUUCGAUCUUAUCGCCGCAUUUGGUCUGCACACCGUACAAGUGUCGAUCGACGAGCUAGAUCUAAUCAUCGUCGCCGCCGAUGGCAACUAUAUCGAGCCCAUCACUGCAAAUUCCCUGUUAAUGACUAAUGGUCAGAGAUAUACGGUGCUGGCACAGCUUGAUAAACCUAAGAAGUACACCCUACGCAUCAGCGGUGUCAGCGCCCCACAAAUUCUUUUCGGUACCUCUAUCAUCGACUUUCAAGUCGAAGGGGAAGGCCAAGACACAACGGCCUCCAUACCGUUCAUCAAUGAGCGUGGAGUCAAUCUAACUGCUGAUGUGGCUUACUUUGAUGGUACCACGGGCGUGGUUCCAUAUCCGGCCAGCCCGAUUCCGCAAGACGUCGACGCGACGUACAAGGUCCAAAUGACGAUCGAUGGCAGCAUAAACCUUUGGGCCUUCAACGUCACUCACCGCCCCGAGGACCUCGACGAUGUUCAGCCCCUGCUCUUCUCUCCCGUCGCCGGACUGCAGGAUAAUCACACUAUUACCGUCCCAUCGGAGACGUCUUGGGUCGAUUAUGUGAUACAGGUCGGGCCGGGCCAGCCUCCUCACCCGGUCCACAUCCACGGGCGGCACUUUUAUGUCGUCGGUGAGGGAACCGGCCACUUCAACUGGUCGAGCACGGCGGAAGCGGUACUAGCUAUACCGGAGUCGUUCAACCUGGUCAACCCGCCCGCAAGGGAUACAUAUCCUACACCAUCUGCGAACGAGGAGAGCUGGCUGGUGUUGAGGAGACCGAGUGACAACCCUGGGGUGUGGAUGAUCCACUGUCACAUCCAGUCCCAUCUCCAAGGUGGCAUGUCAAUGGUAAUUCAGGAUGGCAUCGAUGAACUGCCGGUUGUGCCCGCGGAAUACGAAAAUUGGACUUGUGCUGCGCAGUAA